Trypanosoma brucei brucei TREU927 is the source of this 1431-nucleotide messenger RNA. RefSeq lists its product as hypothetical. The record is from RefSeq and is a predicted model, not a curated record. The coding region runs from base 1 to 1431 and encodes 476 amino acids. The transcript has a single exon. NCBI's taxonomy places the organism in Eukaryota, Euglenozoa, Kinetoplastea, Trypanosomatida, Trypanosomatidae. Gene Ontology annotation, biological process: tRNA methylation. Gene Ontology annotation, cellular component: tRNA (m1A) methyltransferase complex; nucleus.
AUGAUGGGUGAUGCUGGUAGUUUCUGCAAGCGUGGUCCCGAAGACUUUAAAGUUGGAGUACCGGACAACGCAGUCCGUUCCGAGGGCCGUAUCACGUUGGGUGACUACGUCAUGAUCACUGGUGGUGGUAUGAAGCGUAUUGUGCAUGUGCAGGCGGGUGGUAAACUUCGUCUUGGGAGCUCUGGGUCUGUGCAGCUUGACAAGCUUGCUGGUGUGCGGUUUGGUGAGGUGGUUUACUAUGACCCGAGGAGUCGUGUUUUUGUCCCCACCAACGAUUACCCAGAUCUCGACAUUACAACCUUGGAGGAGCACAUCGAAGACGGUAGGGACAACCGGCACUUAGUUGACGAAAAUAAAAGUCAAGUUUUAUCUAACGAAGAGAUUGCGGAGAUGCGUCGAGAAAAGGGUGUGGAUGUGUUUCUCAAUACCCUUGUUGAAAAGAGUGCGACGUUCCACGCCAAAACCGCGUACUCGCAGGAGAAAUACUUGCGUAAGAAGAAGAAGCGCUACGGUGUUCUUUACAAAAUUGAGCGUGUUACGCCCGAUGGGGUGGCGGAGACAUAUUUGCCCACAAUUAACCCGACAGACGUGGAACCCGAGUCGCGGGUGCUCAGGUUGCGUGCGGACACGCUGGCGCUGAUUCUACAUCACAGUGAUGUACACAGUGGCAGCCGCGUUAUCGUCUAUGAUAAAACUAAUGGUCACCUCGAGGCGGCGUUGCUUACCCGCCUCGGUAGUGAUGGUAUAAUAUUCCAAAUAAUGGACCGAACGGCGCAACCUAACAUGUUCCCUUCGCAAACGAUGGGCAUAGAGAACGUCCGGGAACUGUGGAAGGCGGUUCCCCGUAACGCUGCCUUCUUGCGCGGGGAAGAGGACACAGAGAAUGAAGAAAAGGCGACAGAGAAGGUUAAUAAGAGGGGCAAGGAGGGGGGAAGCGAGGUUUCUCAGUGGUUGCGUGGGAUCGACGCCCGCCGCAUGCUGCAGGAGCGGCCCGCCGAUUCGCUUAUUAUUGUUGAUGACGAAGAUGACGCGCCGGCUGCACUCGACGAUUUGUUGCCCUUUGUAGCAUUGAAUGGUCACAUUGUUGUGCAUAGCCCCUUUCUUGAAGAUUUGACCGCGCUGUUUACGAAGCUUCGGGGAGAGUGUGUGAACAUAUGCAUUUCCGAGGUAUGGUGCCGCCAUCAUCAGGUACUUCCCAACCGCACUCACCCUACGGUUCGGAUGAGCACAGCGAGCGGUUAUCUGUUGACAGCGAUUAAGGUAAACGAGAGUACCAUUAACUGUAGUGGUGCUGGUGCACCACAGUCACCAAUCGAAGAGGUGACCCCAUCAGUUCCUGCGGAGGUUCCCGCGGUCGAUGGGAGACUAUCGCGUAAGCAUCCAAGAGCUCAAGAAAACGGUGAACAAGAAGGAAAUCUUUCAGACUCGUAG